AUGACCAAGCGGAAAGUUACCGACAUUUCUAAGGACGACUGUCCCAUAUGCCAAGACUCUCCCAUUGAUAGGAAAAAAAAUAGUGGAGAAAUAAAGACAGAAGACGAAGAAAGCGAUGAUGAUAGCGAAAUGAGUCUUUCCUGGAUACAGUGUUCCUUGUGCUUUCAAUGGUACCAUUCAUUGUGUGCCAAGUUGGAUGAAUCCCAAAUUGAAGAGUUAAAAUCAUAUCAUUGUCAGAGCUGUGCUCCCAAGCAUGGCCCUCUGAUAAUACGGCGUAAGCUGGCCAGAACUAGAGUUCUGAUUGACUAUGUUGCCUUAAACGAGGGAAACAAAUUUGCAAUCGAUAAGCUGGUGCACCCACACAUUCAAUCGUUUCAAAGUUUCCAAAAUGAACUACCAGCUGGUCAAUCUCCUGUGACGGUUUUGUCGAAUAUAUCAAAACAGUAUGUUCUCACCAAUAAACUCACUAAACCAGUACACAUACCUAGUGCUGACCUCGACUUGGUGGGCAUGCAGUUGCCGGUUGAUCGAGAAAAGAUAACAGUGCCGUAUGUUUCUAAACACAUUGGUGAAGACACUCCAGUGGAAGUAAUGGACGUCCUAACACAGCAAGGAGUAAAACCAAGCUGGAAAUUAGCUCAAUGGAGAGAUUACUUUAGCAAAGAGGAAAGUAAUAGAGAUAGGAUUAGAAAUGUUAUCUCGCUUGAGAUUUCCCAUCUGGAAGAACUAGGUCAAAAAUUCCACAGACCAGAAGUUGUGAGAGAUAUGGAUAUAGUAGAUAAAAUAUGGCCAAAAGGUUUCAACAAAGAUAAUCAAGGGGAAGAAGAGUCCAGACCAAAAGUAACCAAGUACUGCUUAAUGAGUGUAAAGGGUUCCUUCACUGACUUCCACAUAGAUUUUGGUGGUACAUCAGUGUAUUAUACUGUGUGCUCCGGAUCUAAAGAAUUUCUAAUGUUUCCACCCACUGAUCAUAACUUAAAACUCUACAAAAACUGGUGCCUUGAGCAAGAUCAGAAUUUCAUGUGGUUGCCAGACUACAAUAAAGAGAGCAGGUCUGGGCCGAUAACUGGGGGGCUAAAAGUGAAGUUGAAUGUUGGAGAUUUGUUCAUGAUACCCAGCGGUUGGAUACAUGCCGUAUAUACUCCAGAGGAUUCAGUGGUUAUUGGUGGGAACUAUCUAACUCUUUCGGAUCUUAAAAUGGAAUUGAAAAUCAAUGAAAUCGAAAAGCUCACUAAAGUCCCUGCAAGAUUCAGAUUCCCUUCUUUCAACAAAGUAUGGUGGUUAACGAGCUGGUAUUAUUAUAAUAACCCCGAAAUGUUGAAAUUGGAUUUAGUACCCAACGUCAAAGAAGAAUCAAAUGAAAAAAUAGAAGAUUCGGACGUCAUACCAAAGGAUAUUAUAACUAACCUCAUUCUGCACUUGGUACUGCACUAUGAUUUGAGUAAGACAUAUAGACCUGCAAAAGGAUCGAUCCCUUACAGUUUAAUUGGUAAGAGCCCAAGUGAGUAUUUGGAGAAGUUGAUGAAAUGGCGUGACGCCUUAUAA
This is a messenger RNA of Dujonia railenensis, 1545 nucleotides long. NCBI's taxonomy places the organism in Eukaryota, Fungi, Ascomycota, Pichiomycetes, Serinales, Debaryomycetaceae. The record is from the annotation of a GenBank genome assembly.